Messenger RNA from Paramecium octaurelia, 8047 nucleotides. NCBI's taxonomy places the organism in Eukaryota, Ciliophora, Oligohymenophorea, Peniculida, Parameciidae. The record is from the annotation of a GenBank genome assembly.
AUGGAAGAUUUUAAUGAUGAUGACAUCAGUAUUUUUGUAGGAAAAUUUGAGAAAGAAAACCAGAAUUCAAUGUUAGACUCAAUAAUGAACCAAAAAUAAUCUUAAGGAUCGAAUUGUAAUAAUAUAUUGAGUAAUUUAGAAAUAAUUAUCCUACAAUAAGCAAUACGAACUAAAGAAGAAUUAAACAAGCAAAUAAUUCCUAUAUUAAGUAUUAAUUGACUUCAUAAAAGAAUAUCUCUAAAAUAAAAAUCUGCAAUAUGGAGAUUUGGAAAAAUAAAAUUAAGAACUAAUAAUACUUUAGGAAUAAUCUAAAUAAGAUAUCUAGCAAUUAUAAGUAAAGAUGAUAAUUUAUAAUAGGAUUAAAUUUUAGAAAAGAAUUUGAAAAAUGAUGAACUAAUGGACUAAAUUUAUUAGUUAGAGAAUGAAAUGGAAAAUUUGAGAAUUCAAUUGAAAUAUUUAGAAUCUCAACAACAGAAUAAACUCUUAUAUAACUAAGUAAUUUUUUAUAUAGAAUUAGUAAUCUCAAGGGGAAAGUCAAUGGUUUUAGCAAACUCAAAUCAUCACUAUUCAACAAUAAUUAUAAGACAAAGAAGAAUUAUUAAAAAAAACUGAAAAAGACCUUGAAGAAAUGGAAAAAUCUAAAAAAAAGGUGGAUUAGUAAAAUAAAGAUAUACAAAAUUAGUUAGACUUGAUUACUUAAAGAAAUAAGAGUAAAAAUAAAAAAAAAUAAUGUAGAUUUGAUGAAGGAAUUAGAAAAGUAUAAGCCAGAAGUAACUGACAACUCAAAAAAAUAAACAAUGACAAGGAACAAAACGCUUGGAGCUUUCAAUACGAGGGAAAUUAUCUAAAAAUAAAGAUUGUAAAAUGAUUUAACUAAUUAAAAAAAAUUGGAACAAAUUAAAACUUAAGAAAUAGAUAAUGCUAAUAAUUCAGAUAAUCAAGAUGAAAUUGAUACCCAAUCAAAGACAACUUUAAAAUAGGAUAGCGAACAAGCUUAAGCUUCAGUUGUAAAUUAAUAGAUAAUUAUGGAAAAAGAGCAAAAAAUAGUGGAAUUAGAAAAAAUAAAAAUUGAAUUAGAAUAGAAAAUAACAGAACUAGAAUGCGAAAUUAAUGGAAUCAAAUCCAAUAAUAAAAAGGUCACAUUCCAAAUUACUAAACUUGAAAAAGCAGUCGCGUUGGAAAAAGAAUGUAUAUUUAUAUUAAUAUAAAGAAAAUGCAAAAUUAAAGGAAGAAAAGGCAACGAUGGAACAAGACAUGAAGGCUGAGAUUGAGAUGAGAAAAAAAGAAAAUAUUGGAUUAGUAAUAUUUAUAUUUAUUUCUAGAAAAGGAUGUCAGUUAAAAUUAACUAAAACGAUAUUGGAGCUAGCCUUAUAAAUGCGGAUGAAUUAAAUUUAAAAGAAAAAUUUCUGUAAUUGUCAAGAGGUAAUCCAAGCAAAUAUAUAGAUCAAUUUAGAAUUACAAGCAACAAAACAAUAAAAUGAAAUGUAAAUUGAAACAUAUGAAAAACAAAUUAAUUAAUUAAAAACCUAAAUCGAAAUUUAUGCAAAGAAUAAUUUAGAAAAAGAAACUUAAGUGCUCGAGUUAUAAAAAAAUUUGUAGUUGGCUUUGGAAGAAAAACAAAACUAAAAAUGUUAAAUAGAAAAAUUGGCUGACAGCAAAAAUUUCGAUGGAGAGUCUACUUUGAAAGAAUGCAAAGUGAAAUUAAGAAAGUAUGAGAGCCUGUUGUAAAAAGCAAAGGCAGAAAUUGAAAUAAAAGACCUUUAGAUACAAGAACAACAUUCUAAUUAAUUAAUAGAAAUAAUCAAUAUUAUAGAAAGUUAUAGUAAAGAGAAUCUUUAAAUUAAUUAAUAAUUAUAAUAAUAAAUUCAGUUGGUUGAAGAGUUAAAAUCUUAAUCAGGCAUUGAAACCGAUGAUAACGAUUCAGGAAAAUGUAAAUAAUUGGAAGAUUAAAUUGAGAAAUAGAAAAUGACUAUAGCCAAAUAGAAAAAAUAAAUUGAAUAACUGUAAUAAAAGGCAAAGUAAGAAUAUUUAGUAAUUAGUAAUUCAAAAGUUGAAUCUGAAUAGCCGAUCCAAAUUUAGAGUGUUAACAAAGAGGCAGAAUCUAUUUAAAAGGAUGAUCUAUAAAAAAAGAAUGAAACUCUGAAUAGCCAAAUUUAAUAAUUAAACUCAAAAUUAUAAUUAUUAGAAUCAACUUAUUUAGAAAAUGAAACAAAAAUAAAGGAAUUGUAAUAAUAAAUUUUAGAAAAGGAUGAAUCAAUAAAAUAUUAUGAAAAAUCAAAUAGCAUAUUGUAAACCUUAAUACUGGAAAAUAAAAAUCAAAUAGAUUAUUUAAAGGAUUUGACUAAUGAUGGAGAUAAAAAUAAAUAAGACAAUGAAUAAAUAAUUUCUAACAUGAAAGAAUAAUUACUAAAUUAUUAUAAAGAAAUUGAAAAUUAUAAAUUACAAUUAAACAAUUAUGCUCAACAAAGUUAGGAAUAAGAAUAAGCAAAAACAACUUAUUUUGAGAUUCUUUUUGACUUAAAUCAGCAAAAAGAGAAUGUAACAAAUUUAAAUAUUGAAAAAUAACAAUUAUAAAAAUAAAUCUUAGAAUUAAUCGAGAAAACAAAUCAUUAAUAAUCUUUAAUUUCUGAACUUUAGACAAUGAACACUAAACUAGAAUCAAAAAGAUCUAUUUUAGAAGAAGAAAAAUUGAUUUAGUUAUCUUAAAUUCGGGUCUUUGAUUCACAUUAAAUUGAACUAUCAUCAGAAAUAUAAAUGUAUUAGUCGAAAGUUGCUGAACUAAAUUAAUAAUUAGAUAAAUUGAAAGUAGAAGAUAAUUCAAACAAAUAAUUAAUAAAUCAAUUCCAGGAUAAAAUGUAAGAUGAAUAAAGUAUACAAGUUAAACUUAAAUCAGAAAAAGACGAUUUGAAAAUUGAAAACGAAGACUUACAGAAAAAGAUAGAAAUAAAGAUUAGAGAAGUAUCAGAGUUUUAAAUUAUUUGUUAAAAAUUAACAAUUGAUCACGAAUAAUUGAAGGAAUCAUUAGUAGAAAAACACUUAUAAAUUUAGGAUUUAGAAAAUUAGAUAAAAUAUUUAAGUAUCAUUAAAGAAAGUGAAUUAAAUAAAUUAAAUAGACAAAUUGAAGAGGAAAAAGAUUAAAAUAUUUAAUAAUAAUUACAAUUAGAAGAAAAAAUUCAAAGGUAAGAAAUAUUAUUAUAAGAAUGUGAAAUAUAAAUAGAAAAAUUAAAAAAAAAUGAAAAUAAUUUAACUUUAAACUUAAAGUAAGAAAAAUCAAAUUAAGAAUAGUUUUAAAAUGAAUUUUAAGAAAAGGAAAUAAGAUUGUAGUAAUUAAUAGAAAAUGAAUAAAAGUAAAAUGAAGAAUUAAAAAAUUAAAUCUUAAUAGGUAAAAAUGAAAUACUUUCAUUAUAAAGUACUUUAAAUUAAUAAAUAAAAGAAUUGUUGGAAAAAGAUUUAAUAAUUGAAGAAAAAACAUCAAAAUUCAAUUAAAUACAAUAAGAGAGUUAAGAUCACAAAAUUGAAAUAAUGAAUAUAAUAUAAUAAAAUGAAAAUUUAAAAACUGAAUUUAAAGAUAAAGAAACUAAAAUUGUAUAAGAACUUGAACAAGGAAAGUUAUAAAAUCAAUCAUUACAAAAAGAAGUUGAGUAAAUGACACACUAAUUUAAAGAUAAAGAGUCUAAAUUUUAAUAAGAAAUUUAACAAGAAAAGAUGUAAAAUCAAUAAUUACAAAAAGAAUUUGAGAAAUUAACAAACGAAUUUAAAGAAAAAGAAACUAAAUUGUAGUAAGAAAUUGAACAAGGAAAGUUACAACAUUAAUCAUUACAAAAUGAAAUUGAGAAAUUAACUAAUGAAUUUAAAGAUAAAGAAACUAAAUUGUAGUAAGAAAUUGAACAAGGAAAGUUACAACAUUAAUCAUUACAAAAUGAAAUUGAGAAAUUAACUAAUGAAUAUAAAGAUAGAGAAACUAAAUUGUAGUAAGAAAUUGAACAAGGAAAGUUACAACAUUAAUCAUUACAAAAUGAAAUUGAGAAAUUAACUAAUUAAUAUAAAGAUAAAGAAACUAAAUUGUUGUAAGAAAUUGAACUAGGAAAGUUACAACAUUAAUCAUUACAAAAUGAAAUUGAGAAAUUAACUAAUGAAUUUAAAGAUAAAGAAACUAAAUUGUAGUAAGAAAUUGAACAAGGAAAGUUACAACAUUAAUCAUUACAAAAUGAAAUUGAGAAAUUAACUAAUGAAUAUAAAGAUAAAGAAACUAAAUUGUAGUAAGAAAUUGAACAAGGAAAGUUACAACAUUAAUCAUUACAAAAUGAAAUUGAGAAAUUAACUAAUGAAUAUAAAGAUAAAGAAACUAAAUUGUAGUAAGAAAUUGAACAAGGAAAGUUACAACAUUAAUCAUUACAAAAUGAAAUUGAGAAAUUAACUAAUGAAUAUAAAGAUAAAGAAACUAAAUUGUAGUAAGAAAUUGAACAAGGAAAGUUACAACAUUAAUCAUUACAAAAUGAAAUUGAGAAAUUAACUAAUGAAUAUAAAGAUAAAGAAACUAAAUUGUAGUAAGAAAUUGAACAAGGAAAGUUACAACAUUAAUCAUUACAAAAUGAAAUUGAGAAAUUAACUAAUGAAUAUAAAGAUAAAGAAACUAAAUUGUAGUAAGAAAUUGAACAAGGAAAGUUACAACAUUAAUCAUUACAAAAUGAAAUUGAGAAAUUAACUAAUGAAUAUAAAGAUAAAGAAACUAAAUUGUAGUAAGAAAUUGAACAAGGAAAGUUACAACAUUAAUCAUUACAAAAUGAAAUUGAGAAAUUAACUAAUGAAUAUAAAGAUAAAGAAACUAAAUUGUAGUAAGAAAUUGAACAAGGAAAGUUACAACAUUAAUCAUUACAAAAUGAAAUUGAGAAAUUAACUAAUGAAUAUAAAGAUAAAGAAACUAAAUUGUAGUAAGAAAUUGAACAAGGAAAGUUACAACAUUAAUCAUUACAAAAUGAAAUUGAGAAAUUAACUAAUGAAUAUAAAGAUAAAGAAACUAAAUUGUAGUAAGAAAUUGAACAAGGAAAGUUACAACAUUAAUCAUUACAAAAUGAAAUUGAGAAAUUAACUAAUGAAUAUAAAGAUAAAGAAACUAAAUUGUAGUAAGAAAUUGAACAAGGAAAGUUACAACAUUAAUCAUUACAAAAUGAAAUUGAGAAAUUAACUAAUGAAUAUAAAGAUAAAGAAACUAAAUUGUAGUAAGAAAUUGAACAAGGAAAGUUACAACAUUAAUCAUUACAAAAUGAAAUUGAGAAAUUAACUAAUGAAUAUAAAGAUAGAGAAACUAAAUUGUUGUAAGAAAUUGAACAAGGAAAGUUGUAACAUCAACAAUUACAAAAAGAAAUUGAGAAAUUAACAAACGAAUUUAAAGAAAAAGAAAAUAGAUUAUUAUUGGAUAUUGAAAAUUAAAAACAAUAAAACUAAUAGCUCAUUUAAGGUAAAGAUAUGCAAGGAAAUGAAUUGUUGUAAAUAUAAUAAAAGCUAAAUUUGGAAAUUGAUAAUUUGAAAUAAUAAAUUUAAAAUUUGAAUGAUUAACUUAAACAUAAUUAACAAAAAUUUGAGGAGUAAGAAAGGUUAAAAAUCAUUGAAAUAGAAGAACUCAAAUUAUUACAUGUGCAAUCAGAAUAUCAAAAUGAAAUUUAAUCUAUUGAAUUCAAAGACAAACAAACUUAAAUGAUUUCAACAAUUGACCAUUUAACCUCAUAAAUUUAAUUGAAAGAUACAAAAGAGAAUGAAUUAUUGUUAGCUUAAAAACAACAAAAUCUUGAGUUAGAAAAUUUACAAUUAUCUUUUGAACAAUAAUAAUAGCAAUAUGAUGUUAAAAUAAAUGAUUUAGUAUAAUAAUAGGAUUAAUUAAAUAAAGAAUUAGUCACUUAAAUCAAUUAAUUGCAAUAAAAUUUAUCAGUAGUAACAAAUGAUUAUUAAAAAUUACUUUAGGAGAAUGAAAAUUUAAUCAAAGAAAAAUAAAAAUAAGAAGCUUAAUUGUUGGAAAAUACAAAUCUUAUUCAUUCCAUGCAAUACGAAAAAGAAUAAUAAUAAAAUGAACAUCAAUUAAAUAAAGACAAUUAAUUAAAUGAUCUUCAUGCAUAAAUUUCUCAAUUAUAAUUAUCAGUUACUACUCAAUAAAAUCAAAUAGUGGCUGAAAAAGAUCAAAAUUUGAUCUAAUAAAAUAAAUUAUUGGAAUAAAAUGUAUUAAUUUAGCAAUUAACUGCUGAAAUCCUCAAUAUGGAGGAAUAAAAAAUUGAAUUAAAUAAACAUUUAGAAAAUCUAAAAUCUGAAAAUUAACUAAGCUAAUAAUAAAUUGCAUAAUAACUUAUAUCUAUUUAAGAAGCCGAAUAAACAUUAAAUAAAAAUUAGGCCGACUCAUUAGAGUUAAAUAAGUUACUAGAUUAAAAAACUAGUGAAAUUUAAGCUUUAUAAUAAGCACAUUAUGACUUAAAUAUUGCAAACAAUUAACUCAUUGAAGAAAACACUAGCUUUUAAAUUAAUCAUGAUUAAAGGGAAAUUGAGUUAAAGAACUUAUAGGAGUAGUGUCAUAUUGAAAAAGAAUCUAACUAAAAAUCAUCUGAAUAAAAUUAACAGCUGAAAUCUUAAAUAGAUGAACUUAAUGGAGAAAUAUCUAAAUUAGUCAAAGAACUUUAAUAGUGGGAGGUAACUUAAAAAUAGGAUCAUAAUAAUUAAUAGGAAGAACUGAAUUCAUUAUACUAAAUUCAAGAAGAAAAAGUAAAUUUAUAAAAUUAAAAUGAAAAAUUAGAAAAUACAAAUCAACACUUAUAAGAAUAUAUCAGUUAAUUAGAAUAAUAAAUUUAAGCCUAAUCUAAUUUAAUAGAAGAAAAAGAAUUAUUAAUAAAUAGCCUUAAGAAUGCGAAUGAAUAAAUGAAUUCCUAACUAUUAUAAGAUCAAAACAUUUUAAAAGAAAAAGAGGAAUGCAUUAAUUUGAUAAACCUAGAGAAUAGGCAAGUCUUAAAUGAGAAAUAGUAGGAGCACAAUUCAUUUGAAGAAAAUAACAAAUAGGAAACAUUUGAAUUUAAAAAUUAACUAAAUUAGGAUGUUUCCCUAAUUGCCUAACUUUAAGAAGAAGUAAAUUAAUAAAAUCAGAAAAUUUAAUAGUAUGAAAAUAACGAAAAAAAUUUUCAAUAACAGAUCGAAGAACUUAAAGAACAUAUCUAAAAUUUAGAGGAUUUUUCUUAGGUUUCAGAGAAUCACAUAUCUGAGUAAUAAGAAAAAGAAUAAUAGUUAAUUAAAGAAUUAGAAACUUUAAAAUUAGAAUAUGAACAAUUAUCCCAAUAAUAUUCUUUAAUUAAAGAUUAAGUCGAACAACUUUAGUUGAAAAAUUAAUAAACUAUGAAUUAAUAAACUGUCUUAGAAAAUGAAAUAAAAUAAUUGCAAUAAUAAGAAUCAGAUCUCCAAAACACGAUUCAUUAAUAUGAGGAUAAAAUUAACUUUCUUUAAAUAGAACGGGAAUAGGAUUAAGCAAAAUUAAUGGAGGUUGAUGAAAUAAAUAAGCAAAAAACUGAAUUAGAAAAAAAAAUUAAACAUUAGAAUGAUGCCAUAUAAAACUUAUGUUAGUAAGUUGGAUUGCUUGAAGACGAACAUCCUAAUGAAUACAUAGCGACAUAAAAAGCAAAAAUGAUAUAGUAAAGAAAAGAUAUUGAAAAUUUAAACAAUGAGAUUUUAAAUUUAAAACAAGAAAUAAAAAUGUUUUAAGAAAAAGAAGCAUAAAUAAAAAUUUAUAAAGAAAAACUAGAAAGAAAAUAUUUAGAGCAAAUAUCUGAGUUAUCAAAUCAUUAAGAUGAAAUGUUUGAAUAAAUAAAGGAGUUGAGAUCUAAAGCAUUAAUGAGCGAUGAAUACCUGAAAAAAAACAAAGACCUCGAAAUGACUCUUAAGUUUAAAUAAGAUUAAUUAAUAAGCUAUUCCUAAAAAAUACAGGAAUAAUCCGUUUAUAUAGAUUAGCUUGAACUUAAAAUUUAAGAACUAAAAUAAACAAGUGAGUUUAUGUUCACAAUAUGAUAUAUUUAUUGCAACC